This is a messenger RNA of Ochotona princeps (American pika), 3875 nucleotides long. It is a transcript of the gene ESRP1, whose product is annotated as epithelial splicing regulatory protein 1. The coding region runs from base 315 to 2360 and encodes 681 amino acids. The record is from RefSeq and is a predicted model, not a curated record. Gene Ontology annotation, biological process: regulation of RNA splicing. Gene Ontology annotation, molecular function: mRNA binding. NCBI's taxonomy places the organism in Eukaryota, Metazoa, Chordata, Mammalia, Lagomorpha, Ochotonidae. Gene Ontology annotation, cellular component: nucleoplasm; ribonucleoprotein complex. The transcript is spliced from 16 exons.
UUGCGCGCGCCUCCCCGGGGUGCAGCCCUGCUCCGGGUUUCUUUCGUAGACGCACGGGCAAUUGAAUACAAGAAGGGCAGGCCUCGCGCGCCCUGCUUCCCACCCGCCUUCCUGGCCUGGGUGCGGAGCGCCAGCCAGGUGUGGGCUUUGGUGGUUGGGUUGCCGCCUUUUGCACCGGCCGCAGCGAGGAGAAGGGGGUGGGGGCGGGCGCUCUUUCUUUUUCUCCUGGGAGAGGUUUCGGCACCCGCUCUCCUCUCAGCUGCACCCCGCUUGCCACCUCCCGACCCUUCCUCUCCCCAUCCCCACCCAUCGUCAUGAUGGCGUCUCCGGAUUAUUUGGUGGUGCUUUUUGGGAUCACUGCUGGGGCCACCGGGGCCAAGCUGGGUUCGGAUGAGAAGGAACUGAUCCUGCUACUGUGGAAAGUCGUGGAUCUGGCCAACAAGAAGGUGGGACAGUUGCAUGAAGUGCUAGUCAGACCAGAUCAGUUAGAACUGACGGAGGAGUGUAAAGAAGAAACGAAGAUAGACGCCGAAAGCCUGUCCUCCGCGCGGCAGCUGGACCAAGCCCUUCGACAGUUCAACCAGUCGGUGAGCAAUGAGCUGAACAUCGGGGUGGGCACUUCCUUCUGUCUUUGCACGGAUGGGCAACUUCAUGUCCGGCAGAUCCUGCACCCAGAGGCUUCCAAGAAGAAUGUGUUGCUCCCUGAAUGUUUCUACUCCUUUUUUGACCUACGGAAAGAGUUCAAGAAAUGCUGCCCUGGUUCACCCGAUAUUGACAAACUGGAUGUUACAGCUAUGACAGAAUAUUUAAACUUUGAGAAGAAUAGCUCUGUCUCCCGAUAUGGAGCCUCUCAGGUUGAAGAUAUGGGGAAUAUAAUUCUAGCCAUGAUCUCGGAGCCUUACAAUCACAGGUUUUCAGAUCCAGAAAGAGUAAAUUACAAAUUUGAAAGUGGCACUUGCAGCAAGAUGGAACUUAUUGAUGAUAACACUGUAGUCAGGGCCCGAGGUUUACCAUGGCAGUCUUCGGAUCAAGAUAUUGCAAGAUUCUUCAAAGGACUCAAUAUUGCCAAGGGAGGUGCAGCACUUUGUCUGAAUGCUCAGGGUCGAAGGAAUGGAGAGGCUCUGGUUCGGUUUGUGAGUGAGGAGCACAGAGACCUAGCACUGCAGAGGCACAAACAUCACAUGGGGACCCGGUAUAUUGAGGUUUACAAAGCAACAGGUGAAGAUUUUCUGAAAAUCGCGGGUGGGACGUCCAAUGAAGUAGCACAGUUUCUUUCCAAGGAGAAUCAGGUCAUUGUCCGCAUGCGGGGGCUGCCUUUCACAGCCACCGCUGAAGAGGUGGUGGCGUUCUUUGGACAGCAUUGCCCCAUCACCGGGGGGAAGGAAGGAAUCCUGUUUGUCACCUACCCGGAUGGUAGGCCAACAGGGGAUGCUUUUGUUCUCUUUGCCUGUGAGGAAUAUGCACAGAACGCGUUGAGGAAGCAUAAGGACUUGUUGGGUAAACGAUACAUUGAACUCUUCAGGAGCACGGCAGCAGAAGUUCAGCAGGUGCUGAAUCGCUUCUCCUCGGCCCCUCUGAUCCCACUUCCAACCCCUCCCAUUAUUCCAGUGCUACCUCAACAGUUUGUGCCUCCUACAAAUGUUAGAGACUGUAUACGCCUUCGAGGUCUUCCCUAUGCAGCCACAAUAGAGGAUAUCCUGGACUUCCUGGGGGAGUUUGCUACAGAUAUUCGCACUCAUGGGGUUCACAUGGUAUUGAAUCACCAGGGCCGCCCAUCAGGAGAUGCCUUUAUCCAGAUGAAAUCUGCGGACAGAGCAUUUUUGGCUGCACAGAAGUGUCAUAAAAAAACCAUGAAGGACAGAUAUGUUGAAGUCUUUCAGUGUUCAGCUGAGGAGAUGAACUUUGUGUUAAUGGGGGGCACUUUAAAUCGAAAUGGCUUAUCCCCACCGCCAUGUAAGUUACCAUGCCUGUCUCCUCCCUCCUACACAUUUCCAGCCCCUGCCGCAGUGAUUCCCACCGAAGCUGCCAUUUAUCAGCCCUCUGUGCUUUUGAACCCCCGCGCACUGCAGCCCUCCGCAGCGUACUACCCAGCAGGCACUCAGCUGUUCAUGAACUACACGGCCUACUACCCCAGCCCCCCAGGUUCGCCUAAUAGUCUUGGCUACUUCCCUACAGCUGCUAAUCUUAGCAGUGUCCCUCCACAGCCUGGCACGGUGGUCAGAAUGCAGGGCCUGGCCUACAAUACUGGAGUUAAGGAAAUUCUUAACUUCUUCCAAGGUUACCAGUAUGCAACCGAGGAUGGACUUGUACACACAAAUGACCAGGCCAGAACUCUACCCAAAGAAUGGGUUUGUAUUUAAGGGCCCCAGCAGUUAGACCAUCCUCAGAAAAGAAGUGUUUGAAAGAUAUAUGGUGAUCCUGAAACCAUUAGAUGCAAGAACACUUCUGGCAACUUCAGAAGUUCGUCUACCCUCAGGCUGCAGUAUUUUCAAGAAACACAAUUGGACAGCGGGCCUGUACCUUAUAUUGGUGGAGUGAAAAAUUUGAGCCAGUUAAGCCAAAUUCUUGUAGCAAGCAGCAUGCAGCACCCCUGGGCCCUUGCUGGUUGCAAAUAGGCAUUUAAAAUGUGAAUUUGAAAUCAGACAUCUCCAGUACUUCCAGCUACAGUGGGAUCAUACAUGUUCCCUAAGUUGUAAUUCUAGGAUUUAAACAUCCUCCACUAGUGUCUGCCACCUUCACCAGGAACUCUGUUAUAGAAGUGUCUUUUUUGUGCAUUCCCUGUUUUUCAGUGUGUUUCCUUGUCUUGCACAAUGAUGCUGUCCUGCUAAUACUUCCAUUGUAAACUUAAGAAAGGGAAUAAAACUAAUAUUGCCCACUCUCUUGGCCAUGAUAAUGUCUUACAGUAAGAACAAAAUGAUUAAAAGAAAAAAAAUGAGGAUAUAUUAGAAGAAAUAGUGUACUCUCCACACAGCACACAUCAGAUAAAUUUGGGUGUGUUUGUCAACAGGUACCUGUUGUAAAUAAGAAUAAAUGAAGUAGGGGCCAAAAUGCAAAACUGAAAAUGAAGCAAUUACAUCUCCUUAGUAAUCUCUAGUUCCAAUUAUAAUUGAAUAUGUGGCUUCAUGUGUAUUAUUUUAUAUUAUACUUUUUUCAUUAUUGAUAAUGGCUUGGACUUUAAUUCUAGGAAUUCCAUAGUUUUUAAUGUCACCAGAAAGAAGACUCUUUGAACUGUGUCUUCUGGAAAGUAAUAUACUAACUGAAGUGAGUGCUUGUAUAUAUUAAGAUAGCCUUAACCCUCUUUCUGGAAUGCCUUAACUGACAAACAAUUAGAACUUUGACUAGCAUAGAGCUUUAGGCAGCCUGCUAGACUGAUGCUCUUGGAGCAGGUACUGCCACUGUCAGUGUUGAGCACUGUGUGUUUAGCUGUGUUUAUGCUACAAAUGUGCAAUAUUAGACACUAGCUAGGACCACUGCCUCGCGUAACUCCAAAGCAGAACCAGGAUAUGAUUAAGUGCACAUAUGUCUUUAAGUUACUCCUGUUGUCCUUUGCUUGGAUGCAAUGCCAUGCAAAUCAGUGUGGCUGCUAUUUUUGUUUGCUUUACAGUAGUUGGAUUCAUACAUGGAGUGAAGAAAGGAGCAUUACCCCUCUGCCCAGCGAUGUUCCUUCCUCUCAUGGGGAAUAAACACAAUCAUUUGUGUGUGUGAAAAUUGGUGAUAACUGGCACUUAAGAACGGAAAUAAAGUUCUUUGUACUAAAUGCCUUAAAAUGCUCUUUGCCCAAAUUCUGAAAGGCUUUAAGAUAAGCAGUAAAACCACAACAUUGAAUUUUUGUAGAAUUGUUACCUUUGAUAAUAAAACUCACCUGUUUAAUCUCA